UCAACACCGUUAAUCAUUCAAAUCAUCACUCGACUAUUAUUCAAUUACUUUUAUUCCAGAGUACUUACGAAUAAAAAUAUCGUACGAGAUUUUAUCUAUCGUUAUCUUCAUCUUUUUCAAAAAUGUACUUGUCCCAUUUUGAAAAUAAACGGCUCGUACGUGGGUGGCAGUUAAAGUGUUAAAACGAAUGGCAGCGGUGUAAAAAGCGGUCAAUUACGAACAGUAAGGGGUUGUUCUCCCGCUGCAAGCACGGUAGCAGAAUCGAGAGGAAUCCAGCUGAGAAGCCGGGCCCGGUAGACGUCGAACGAGUAGGAUUAUUCGAUGGUGGAUCGGGGCUGUAGCUGGGACAGAGGGGUCGGGGCCGAGGCCGGGGAACAAUGUCGGAAACGAGGAGGACGGUAUGCCGAGAUAUGCAGGAUAUCGCGCAGAACUGCGAUCCUUCGAGAUCGGUGCAGAGGCAGGGUUAUAGAGCGGUGGUGCGCGAGCGAGUAAAGCUAGAUACAUAUCCCCGUGCACCACCACCAACACCCCAUCCUCGUACCGACAGCAACACCGACAGAGACGGCGAACAACGUCCAAGUGUAUUAUCUGCGAGAGCGAGCACCGUUCCACCUAAAUAUGUAAUAAUAUCUACCGGAGAUACCAGCAUUCCUCGACCUCGAGAAGAAUUCGAUCAAAAUGUGUCGCGAUACUCUCACGGUAUGCCAGGUGAGCUACGCGCCUCUCCAUGCUACCCUUGCGCCUUCCUACGUCUUCUUCGACCCCCACAUUUCACCCCCUGCACCCUCGUUUGUUCGAACGGAAUCAGAUGCGGUAUCGGUAUUUCCAUGUUUCGCGUCUUUAUGCGACAGAACACUCUUGCCCGGAUUUCAACCUGCUGAGAACGAUCUUCCAGAAUUUCACUUAUCCGUUUAUUUGUUGUUACUGUUGUUUCACUAUUUAACCAGUUAACUGUGGCGAUCUUUUUGCAAAGUGCGCACCAGUGUGUGUCGCGAGA
Messenger RNA from Megachile rotundata (alfalfa leafcutting bee), 997 nucleotides. RefSeq lists its product as uncharacterized. The record is from RefSeq and is a predicted model, not a curated record. NCBI's taxonomy places the organism in Eukaryota, Metazoa, Arthropoda, Insecta, Hymenoptera, Megachilidae.